UCCUACAUAGACAACCUCCUAGCCCAGCUGUACAGCUGAACUACGAUUAACAUGUCUAUACGGGUUGCAUUCUCUGUUUGGACAGCAAUCGCAACCCUGGUUUCCGGUUACCAGUCUGGCAGUGAGGAUGACAGGGUUGAGUCGCGAGGAUACAUUAUAGAAUUCUCCGAGAGCCAUGGCCUCAGUGCCAGAGAUGAGAUCUUAUCAUCACUCCCAGACCUGAACAUCACAAAGACCUUUGAAUCGCCAGUCUUUACGGGAGCCAGUGUUGAAACGACACUGCAGGACAUUGACGCCCUACGCCUGACGGCGGGAAUUGCAAACGUCUGGUACAAUGAAGAGGUGCAUCUCCUGGCGCCAGUCGUCGCACCGCGCCAAGCCGUGCUCAACGAGACCGAUCAUGCCGUGCACUGGGCCACUGGGGUAGAACAGCUGCACGCUCAGGGCGUCCUUGGGGAAGGCGUCAAGGUCGGGGUGGUCGACACGGGUGUUCAAUACACGCACACGGCCCUGGGCGGCGGCUUAGGUCCCGGGUUCAAGGUGGCAGGAGGUUGGGACUUUGUCGGCGAUGGCGGAUGGCCGGCAACGGGAUCUCCCAAGGUUCCAGAUGCAGAUCCGAUGGACUACCAAGGCCACGGAACACACGUCGCUGGUAUCCUGCUCGGAGAAGCGGCGUCCGGAUGGAUGGGUGUUGCGCCGCGAGCCACGAUGCACUCGUACAAAGUGUUUGGGCGCACUAGCGGCUCGACCACGACCGAGACUAUCAUCGAUGCCUUUCUCAAGGCCUACGAAGACGGCAUGGACAUCAUCACCGCCAGUAUCGGCGGCCGAGGAGGGUUUUCCGAGAACGCGUGGGCGGUGGUGGCUAACAGGAUUGCAGAGCAGGGCGUUGUGGUGACGAUCGGAGCUGGAAACAGUGGAGAAGGCGGUCCGUACUAUGCCAGCAGCGGCAGCUCGGGAGAAUACGUACUGGCAGUUGCUUCAGCCGAGGUGAAGAAAGGCACGACGGCAGGAGGUGACAAGAUCCAACCGAGCUACUUCACAAGCUGGGGUGGACUGUACGACCUCUCCGUCAAACCUGACAUAACCGCUCCCGGAACAGACAUCUACAGCACCUACAUCGGUGACAGCAACAAUGUGUUUUCUCUCCUGAGUGGAACAUCGAUGGCAACCCCGUACAUCGCCGGAGUCGCAGCCCUCUACAUCAGUGCCAACGGUGGGAGAAGCACUCACGGAAAGGGCUUCGCCAAGCAGCUCGCCAUGAGCAUCAUGGCCACGGGCAACUCGCUUCCCUGGCUGCGCUACUCCGACCGAACAGCCAUUCCCUCUUCGAUCGCUCCGGUACACCAGGUAGGUGGAGGCUUGGUGAAUGCCACAGGUGUGAUCAAUUCGACCAUGCAGCUAGAGCUACAACGCUUUGGUCUGAACGACACGCUUCACUUCCAGGGCACUCAGGUUGUCAAGCUCACCAACACUGGAACGACCGCGGCAUCGUAUACGUUUGACUAUGAAAGCUGGGCAGGGUUCGAAAUGCUGUUGGUGAACCCCGAAGACACGGCCGAAACCCCGAGGAUCAGGUCCGGUCGCGAAAUGGAGCCCAUGGAACUAUCGCCGAGCGUUCAAGUUCCGGGAGCAGUUGAGCUGCAGCCUGGUCAAAGCACUGAGCUUGAGUUUUCCUUUACCCUUCCGCCGGUUGCCAACGAAGAAAAUCUGCCAGUGUAUAGCGGGAGAGUUAUCGUCAAGUCGGGUGACGGCGAAUCUGCGGCCGUCAUGUACCAAGGAUUGGCAUUCAACCUCCGGGAACAGAUGAGAAACCCCUACGCUGGGACAUAUCCAUGGUUGAGAUCGACUCUUGCCAACACCAACAAGACAACAUUCUCUUUCAACCUGAGCGCCGCGGCGCAGGACUUUCCAAAGAUGUUCAUGAAGCUCAAAUGGGGCACUAGGGAAGUACGCUGGGAUCUUUACAAUACCGAGUUUGAAGAGACGCGUGACUGGCAAUAUCCCCCAGUAGCCGGGGAAAACGGUUACAUUGGUUCCAUUGCGCCUUGGUCUAGCUCUGGAAGCGUCUCCAGCUUCAAGCCUGGAGUCCAUGACAGCAAUGCAACUUUCAACCUGCCAGUUGUCAAUGAGGCUAGGAAUGCGUUGACGAGCGGAGGUUUUACGACCAGUUACUGGUGGUUCGGAAAGCUGGCCAACGGGAGUUAUAUCGUCCCGGGCAACUACACUAUGAGGUUUGCGACCCUGGUGCCAUUUGCGGAUCCUAUUUACAGUGAUAGUUGGAGUGGAAUGACAACAAGCAUCACAAUUCUUCCGCAAAUUUAAUCGAAAAUUAUAGUAUAGCUACCACCUGCUCGUUACCGAGAAGGCGAUGAAUUAAUGAUUAUAAUUAAG
This is a messenger RNA of Pyricularia grisea, 2394 nucleotides long. RefSeq lists its product as uncharacterized. Gene Ontology annotation, biological process: proteolysis. The coding region runs from base 52 to 2325 and encodes 757 amino acids. The transcript is spliced from 5 exons. NCBI's taxonomy places the organism in Eukaryota, Fungi, Ascomycota, Sordariomycetes, Magnaporthales, Pyriculariaceae. Gene Ontology annotation, cellular component: cell wall; cytosol; membrane. Gene Ontology annotation, molecular function: tripeptidyl-peptidase activity; serine-type endopeptidase activity. The record is from RefSeq and is a predicted model, not a curated record.